CACAGCUUGGCCUCAAUCCUGCCUGAUUCUUUUGCUUCCUGCCUAAUUUUUGCGCUUAUUUUCUCCUCUCACCAGUUAUGUAAAGUACUUCGCGCUUUGUAGCCUUUAUUUUAUUUUCAGUUUUUAUAUAAUGAGGCUGCUUUCCGUAUAUUCACCAAAAAACACGUAUUUUCCCCCCGGGAUAGAUUUCUCAAACAGCAGCCUACGGUUUGCUUGUUUGUUGCUUUCAAGGAAUAUGGACUAAUUGAGAAACCGUAUAAAUGUACCUGCCGUCGAGGGGAUAUCCUGCGUUUGUAAUCGAAGAGGUGUGUGUGCCCUGGGUGCAGUCCAGCCUGUGCUGUGGUGGCGAUGAAGAGCCCCGGAGCUGCAGAGACCCGGCGGCUGGUCGUCCUGCUGGAGGCAGCCCUGCUGAGGGAGGCUCGUCUCUGGAAGGUACCGGUCUUCAAGAAUGGAUGCAUCCAGGGUGCUGACGUCUCCUCAUCCCAAUAUCAAGAAAUUAUCUUUUGGCUUGGAGAGAUGAACCGGCUGUUCCACUUCUGUCCAGAAACGUUUGCACUGGGAGUCUGUGUCCUUAACCGACUGCUGUCCACUGUCAAGGCCCAACCCAAAUACCUGAAAUGCAUUGCUUUCACCUCGUUGGUCCUGGCUGCCAAAAUCAACGAGGAAGAUGAGGUAAUAGGUUCUGUUCAAGACCUGGUUGUGCAGAGCGGAUGCAGCUUCUCAACAGCUGAGAUUCUUCGCAUGGAGAGGAUCAUUCUAGACAAGCUGCAAUGGGACUUGUACACCGCAACGGCAGUCGACUUCAUUAACAUAUUCCACGCCCUGCUCGUCUCCGGCCACCCUCACCUCGCUCCGUCCAUCGGGCUGGGUUCCGCCUCGGACCCCGGGUCGCCUGCCGCGGGGCCGGGGCUUCAGAAGAGGCCCGCGGGGCUCCAGGCGGCGUUGUGGACCAGGCAAGUGCAGCACUGUAUGGCCUGCCACCAGCUCUGGCAGUUCAAGGGCUCCACAUUGGCCUUGGCCAUCAUCACCUUGGAGUUGGAGGUGCUCACGCCCGAUUGGUUCUCCGUAUUUACCAACCUGCUGAAGAAAGCGCAGGUGGACAGUGGCGAGUUCAUCCACUGCAAAGAAAUGGUGGACGAAUACCUUCAGAGCCUGGAGUUCUCCCUGCCGCCCAACGCCGUCUACAUCUUCAACAGCGCCCUGAUCCCAGACCAGCAGCGAGCCUGGAACCCCACGCUGCGCCUCAGGAGGGGGCGGGGGGGCUGCGCACAGCAGGGGGACACGGACGAGUUCUACGACGGCUUCAGGUGUUUGUACAGCGAGGAGACGACUCAGCAGGGAAACAAUGUCGAUUCCCAGCAGAAAAACGUCUCGCCCUGCCCGCCUCUGCACCCCGCCCUCAACUAGAGGGACGUUUAUUCACACCGUCCUCCCAUCUCACAUGGAGAAUGUCCAAUAUACUGUAGUUCAGCACAUCUAACAACCUCAUUUGCAAGCUCUGAUGUUACAGACGUUAACCGAGAUGUUCAACCUGCAAAAUUUUUUAGAAAUUGGUUCAAAAGAAGAUAUAAUUUUGGAUUCUACCGUGCACUUGUCCACACAGAAGUCUGGAGGUGUGUAUGGAUCGGAGGUAUUCUGACGCUGUUACUUUUUUUUUAGCGGGACAGAAAUUAUGUUUCUCUUUGGUGCAGAGUUAACGGUCCAUUUAAGUUCUCAAGCUAUUAUUAUUAUUGUUAUUUUUAAUAUUAUUAUUGCCAUAUUUUUUACUUUUAAACAUACCUGUCCUUAAAUAUCCUCCACAAAUGGUUCAAGUGUGAGGUCAAAGAAGAAGGAUUAGGCAGUUAUGUGUGUUUUUAUGAGUGUGGUUGAAGCCCAAGAGCGGCUUUUUUUUAAUGUUUGUGAGUUGAUCCUGAUUUAGUUUGAUGUGAGGUGUCUUGGUGUUCAGGUUCCUCCAAGGACCACGUAGCACCUUGAGAUAAAGACAAGCUUUUUUUUUUAUUAAAUGCUAAAAAUAUAUAUUUUUUCACAAGCUUUUUAUUAUUAUUAUUUUAAUAUUUUACCUUGUACUCAUUUGUUGUAUUUUAUUUAGCAAUUAUUUACAAAAGCUACAUUUUCCAAAAUGUUUAAUUUCCUGACUAAAUGCUGCACAUGUUUUUAUUUCAUUAAUGCUUCAGUCUGUACUGAUUUGGUUAAUGUGACUGUUAUUGCAUAUCAAACAAAGCAGGAGCACCUUUGGGAGAUUAGUUUAAUACUAGAGCAGAACAACAUGAAAUCACCUGAUUGAUGAUCCCAGGAUUACUGAUUUAAAUAUUUCUUUUUAAUUAUUUCAUAAUGUAUGACAGUGCCACAAAUCAUACACCAAAUAUUGUCAAAGUAUUGGGGAUAGAAAUAUCCUGUUUUUAUUUGUAAAUACCACAUAUUUCUGUUUCAUCCCGAUACUGAAAUGUCUCCUCAACGGGUACAAAAUAUUAUGUUUUCAAUUUAAACUGACUCUCUGCUGCCUUACUGUGUUCAGAGAGGUCAGAAACGUGAGAUAAUGUGAACCAGUUACUGUCCGUUUCCUCAACUGUGAAGUCUGUUGCAUUUAUCAAGUCAGGCUGGAAGCAGCACAGUGACCAAUGUCAAGGUUGUUUUCAUUUCCAUUUCUUCAUUUAAUGAGGCAGCUAUCUUUAUCAUCUGGUCAACCACAGAAAUAAAGCUAUGACUUGAAAAGUCUAAAGUGG
This is a messenger RNA of Trematomus bernacchii (emerald rockcod), 2723 nucleotides long. It is a transcript of the gene ccni2, whose product is annotated as cyclin I family, member 2. The record is from RefSeq and is a predicted model, not a curated record. Bases 349 to 1407 code for a protein of 352 amino acids. Gene Ontology annotation, biological process: regulation of cyclin-dependent protein serine/threonine kinase activity; mitotic cell cycle phase transition. Gene Ontology annotation, molecular function: cyclin-dependent protein serine/threonine kinase regulator activity. Lineage: Eukaryota; Metazoa; Chordata; Actinopteri; Perciformes; Nototheniidae. The transcript has 7 exons. Gene Ontology annotation, cellular component: nucleus; cytoplasm; cyclin-dependent protein kinase holoenzyme complex.